Physeter macrocephalus (sperm whale) is the source of this 2540-nucleotide messenger RNA. RefSeq names its product epsin 3 (gene EPN3). Bases 339 to 2279 code for a protein of 646 amino acids. NCBI's taxonomy places the organism in Eukaryota, Metazoa, Chordata, Mammalia, Artiodactyla, Physeteridae. The record is from RefSeq and is a predicted model, not a curated record. Gene Ontology annotation, biological process: endocytosis. Gene Ontology annotation, cellular component: clathrin vesicle coat; endosome; plasma membrane. Gene Ontology annotation, molecular function: clathrin binding; phospholipid binding. The transcript is spliced from 10 exons.
UUCUGGGGACCCUGAGCCGCCCUUCCGAGGGGUCUGUGCCUCCUGGGAGAGGGUUGGUCUCCAGGACGAGGGUCCGUGGUGGAUGGCUCUGGGGAUACUCCCGAGGCUGUGCCAUCCCCCUGCUGCGCAGGUUGGAGGGUCACUGCAGAGGCUGCUUGUGGUCCCGGGGCUGGGGCCAAGGGAGCCUGCACCGGAGACCCAUGUGGAAGCCAAGGACACAGCCGCCCUGCUGAGAGCACGGCGGCCCACCCUUGGAGACCGUGACCUCUCGACGGUGGCCCUCCUCGGCCCUCCACCUCCGGCUGGGGCGGGGGCCGCCCAUCUCCAAGUCCCCAGCCAUGACGACAUCAGCGCUGCGGCGCCAGGUGAAGAACAUCGUGCACAACUACUCGGAAGCGGAGAUCAAGGUGCGCGAGGCCACUAGCAAUGACCCGUGGGGUCCGCCCAGCUCGCUCAUGUCGGAGAUUGCCGAUCUGACCUUCAACACGGUGGCCUUUGCCGAGGUCAUGGGCAUGCUGUGGCGGCGGCUCAAUGACAGCGGCAAGAACUGGAGGCACGUGUACAAGGCGCUGACGCUGCUGGACUACCUGCUCAAGACAGGCUCCGAGCGGGUGGCCCACCAGUGCCGGGAGAACCUCUACACCAUCCAGACGCUCAAGGACUUCCAGUACAUCGACCGCGAUGGCAAGGACCAGGGUGUCAACGUGCGCGAGAAGGUCAAGCAGGUGAUGGCCCUGCUCAAGGACGAGGAGCGCCUCCGGCAGGAGCGGACCCACGCCCUCAAGACCAAGGAGCGCAUGGCGUUGGAGGGCACGGGCAUCGGCAGCGGGCAGCUGGGCUUCAGCCGUACCCGCGGUUCCCCGUCCUCCUACAACUCCUCCUCCUCAUCCCCCCGCUACACCUCCGACCUAGAGCAGGCCCGGCCCCAGACGUCAGGAGAAGAGGAGCUGCAGCUGCAGCUGGCCCUGGCCAUGAGCCGCGAGGAGGCUGAGAAGCCGGUCCCCCCAGCCUCCCACAGGGACGAGGACCUGCAGCUGCAGCUGGCUCUGCACCUGAGCCGGCAGGAGCAGGAGAAGGAGGUGAGGUCCUGGCGGGGAGAUGACUCCCCUGUGGCCAAUGGUGCUGGGGCCGGACCCCACCGUCGUCGGGACAGAGAGCCCGAAAGAGAAGAGAGAGAGGAGGAGAAGCUGAAAACCACCCAGGUCCCACCCUCUCCUGAGCAUGGUUGCCUCUGCCCCCAGCAGUCCUCCAUCCUGGACUUGGUGGACAUCUUCGCACCAGCCCCGGCCCUGCCUUCCACACACUGUUCUGCGGACCCAUGGGACAUCCCAGGUCUCAGGCCCAACACAGAGCCCAGUGGCUCGUCCUGGGGGCCUUCGGCAGACCCCUGGUCUCCAGUCCGCUCAGGAAGCAUCCUGUCCCAAAGCCAACCCUGGAACUUGACCCCUAUGUUCUCCUCCUCUGAGCCCUGGGGCCGGACCCCGGUGCCGCCUGCUGGACCACCCCCCACAGACUCCUGGGCACAGAACUCACCCCACCACAAACCCCCCAACACUGGGGCCGACCCCUGGGGGGCCUCGGUGGAGACCUCCAACACACCUGUGCUAGAUGGUACCUCGACCUUUGACCCAUUUGCCAAGCCUCCGGUAUCCACAGAGACCAAGGAGGGGCUAGAGUGUGCCCAGGUCCUGCCCUCUGGGAAGCCCAGCAGUCCUGUGGAGCUGGACCUGUUUGGAGACCCCGACCCCAGUUCCAAGCAAAAUGGCACAAAGGAGCCUGAUGCCUUUGACCUGGAUGUGCUGGGGGAAGCACUAACCCAGCCCAGCAAGGACACCCCAGCGCGCCGGACUCCUGAGUCCUUCCUGGGCCCCUCGGCCUCCUCCUUGGUCAACCUUGACUCAUUAGUCAAGGCGCCCCAGGCUGCAAAGACCCGGAACCCCUUCCUAACAGGUUUCAGCACUCCAUCCCCCACCAACCCCUUCGCCGGGGGCGACCAGGGCAGGCCGACCCUGAACCAGAUGCGCACAGGGUCGCCGGCGCUGGGCCUGGCGGCCUGUGGGCAGGUCGGCGGCUCCAUGACCUACAGCGCCUCCCUGCCCCUCCCUCUUAGCAGCGUGCCGGCCGGCGUGACCCUCCCCGCCUCGGUCAGCGUCUUCCCCCAAGCCCGCGCCUUCACGCCGCCGUCCCCCGGGAGCCUCCCGCAGCCACGGCUGCCCAUCUCAGGCUCCGCCGGGCUGCUCAACCAACCCCCGCAGGCCAGCACCAACCCUUUUCUCUGAGCAACGCCCCCACCUCUGGCGGGCCGGCGCGUGCGCGUGAGGCCCCGCCCCGGGUUGAAGGCGCUGGGCCCCGCCCCCUGACGUGAGCGGGGCGGGGCUGCCACGCCGGGACUCACCCCGGGAAGGAAGGAAGGCUGAGACUCUGCCCCGAGGCCGGCGUAGGUACUGCUCGCCGGCCUCCGCAGACUAUUUGCAGCUCCUGGAAAUGGAGACUGACGACUUCACUGGGGCCGAGACCACGCCUCGUAAUGAAGACUGGAA